AUGGACAGCCUCCCCAUCGCAGAUACGCUCUCGAGCAUCAGCUCGAACCCUUCUCGAGCGGAUAUUGGUCUCACCACCGGCACGACCGACUGGCUAUGGGCCGUUUUCGCGCUCAUGUUCACGUCUUCCGUCGUCUUUAUCGGCUGGUCGUUCACGCGCCCCCUCGGUACCCGCGUCUUCCACCAGAUCCCUGUCAUCAUUCUCAUGACGGCGAGCAUCGCCUACUUCUGCAUGGCUAGCAACCUCGGUGGUACUCCCAUUCCCGUGGAAUUCAACGGCGUUGGUCGCACCCGGGCGAUCUGGUACGUGCGGUACAUCGAUUGGACGAUCACGACGCCGCUGCUUUUGCUCGAGCUUCUGCUUGGCACAGGCCUUCCUCUGUCCGAUAUCGUCACUCUCAUCUUCUUCGACCUCGUCAUGAUUAUCACCGGUCUCAUUGGUUCGCUCGUUGCUAGCGCGUACAAAUGGGCUUUCUUCACCGGAGGCAUGCUCGCAUUGUUCUACAUUUGGGCUGUUCUCAUCGGUGGCGCCCGCACAUCUGCCCACCUCAUCUCACCUGCCGCUGGACGCGCGUUCACCGGCUCCGCCCUUUACCUGAGCUUCAUCUGGCUUCUCUACCCGAUUGCGUGGGGUCUUGCUGACGGCGGAAACGUUCUGCACCCCUCUGGCGAGAUGAUCUUCUACGGCAUCCUCGAUCUCCUUGCCAAGCCCGUCUUCUGCUUUUGGCACGCCGCGCAGAUGCGCAAGAUCCCUUACGAGUCGUACGCACUCAGUUCCGGCAAGGUCUCUUCGGGUCACGGCGCUCUCCAGGCUGGUGCUGUCGGAGCUGCUGCGGGCGCCGCGGCGACUCACCAUCAUGAGAAGCAUCCGGUUACCAACGGAGUUGCCAACGGUCACAAUGGUGUCAUGAACGGCAAUGGGGUUGCGAGCGGCCACAACAGUGUCGCCGGUGACGCGGCGAACGGUCAUGGUCAUCAUGCCGCCACGGACGCUGCUGCCGGUGCUACUGUAGGCGCUGCUGCUGAGCAUCAUCACGACCGUGUCCACCCGAAUGGGUCGAGCGUCACGAAUGAUGAUGCGCCCAUCACGUCCGGAGCGAGCGAGUCUGCCCCUGGCUACGUCUCUUCUGCUCACGACUCAUCUGUCACCGGUGCCCGCCUCGCUUGA
Peniophora sp. CBMAI 1063 is the source of this 1167-nucleotide messenger RNA. NCBI's taxonomy places the organism in Eukaryota, Fungi, Basidiomycota, Agaricomycetes, Russulales, Peniophoraceae. The record is from the annotation of a GenBank genome assembly.